Molecule: messenger RNA, 6684 nt
Organism: Tetranychus urticae (two-spotted spider mite)
Lineage: Eukaryota; Metazoa; Arthropoda; Arachnida; Trombidiformes; Tetranychidae
Source: RefSeq, a predicted model, not a curated record
AAUGCAAAAUCCAAUUGUCUAUUAACAUCAUCACCACCUUGUUCAACUGAAAAAACAAACCUCAUUGAAAGUGCCCUAAACAACACCAAUAAAGAUUGUUUAAUUAACCUUGAUUCAAACCAUUCAAAUAAUUUGGUCAACAACAAGUCAGCCAACAGUAAAAGUAUUGAAAAUAAUUAUACAAAUCACAACAAUAGCAAUAACAAUAAAUACAACCGAAUCAAUAAUGAAGUGAACAUUUCAUCCAAAUCAAGUAACCAUCAUUCAUGUAAUGGAAUCAAUCACGCUUUUUCACCGCGUUUAUAUGAAAGUAACUCAAUAGGAUCACCUGGAUUUGACGGACGGCUCAUUGGGACAGCAAACAAUAUCAACUAUCAAUAUCAACAGCAACAGUAUCGACAUGAGCCAACAUGUUCACCAUCAAGUUCAACAACGAAAACAACAGCCAAUGGCAUCAACGUCUUACACAAGUAGCAGCAUGAUAUCACCACGACGUAAGCGUAAAGGACCGGCACCACCACCGCCUGUUAACAGGGUCACUGCAUACACUUCAUUUCCAUCGAUACCUGGUCCAUCUGGAGUCAAUGUGUCUCCCUUUACUUCACCCUCUUCCUCUGGUUCAUCACCGUCAGCCUCACAGCCAGCAACACCGUUACACUCAACCUCACAAGGUGAACCCUCAACACCGUCAACCUCAUCAUCACUGCUCUCACCCUCGUCUUAUCCCAUCCUGGCUCCAUCAAACUCACAGUCAUCUUCAAUCUCUUCAGGUCCCUCAACAUCAACCUGGCAAAGCCAUUCAACAACUCAGUCAAUGGGUCGCAAAAAGUCAAUUAAAACCAAACCGGCCCCAAGUCCACCUCCACCCUUGCCUCCUUUACCACCCAUAGCCUCUGCAUCUGAGAUGCAACGAUCAUCACCGACAAAGCCUACUGUUAAAACUCCAACUGCAACCAACAAAAACAACGACAAUGGUGCUAGUUCAUUUGUUCAAAAGUCAUCACCAAGAACGCCUUUAUCAGUCAACAUGAUACCUACUAAUUGCACUUCCAAUAGACCUUCAACCUGUCAACCUGUCAUCAAAUGUUUACCCUGUCGAUCACACUCCGUUCCUGUAUGUCCAAUGGUCACUUUAACCCGUUCCUUAUCCGAUCAGAAACAAAUUAAUGUUAAAAAUAUGCUUAAAUCCGUUGCCUCGUAUUCAUCUGAUCUUGCCUUACCUCAAUCAACAGUUGGUUUAAUUGCAUCCAGUCGAGCAAUUCAACAAACCUUGGAAAGUGAUUCAAUCAUAAUUACCUACGAUGAACCCGAUUAUCUUUACCCUAUUCAUCAUGGUUUAGCUAAUUGUUAUUCAUCUUGUGAAAUACCUUAUAACAUCUCAUGUAACACCAACAGUCCCAAUUACAUAGGAACCAAUAAUGGUAGCAAUAAUUUACUUAUGGUUUGUAAAGAGGAUGCAAAAGUAGCUAACAAUAUAAACUGCAAAAUGAAUGAUAAAGGUUUACGAAUGAGACAGAAAAGUCAAUCAUUUGAAUCAACAUCAUUACCCACAUCACCAAUGCACCAAAAGUCAAUCACAGAUCGUCCACCUCGACCUCCUCGUCCAUCCUCAAUAGUAAAUUACAAAAUGAUUAACCGAUCCCAUCCAGUGAUACCAAUACGUACAAAGAGACGAUCUCUAGUAGGAUCAACAUGUUGUACCCAUGGAUGCAGACCAGAUACGUUGACUUUAAAGGAAAGAUCAGGUUCACUUCCAUUGCGACCACGUUCACUACCAGCAAGUCCAAUAAGCAAACCGUAUCAAGGCUCUUCAUCAACAUUACCCUCACCCAAGUCAACCUCAUCAACCCAAUCAAACCUAACCUUUACCCGAGACAAAACACUGUCUGGAUCCUUUUCAGGUUCAACCAACCAAGGCAACACUGGCAACAUCAAUCCCAGUCACACAAUGUGUUCAAUAGGCUGUCUAACAAGCUGUUCAUUGUGCAGUCUAAGUGGACUUGAUGGGACAACCUCAACCUCAACAAGCAACCCUACAGACCAGAGUGCACACUUGAAUUAUCCAAGUAAAGAUGUUCAUGUUAAUCAUGAUGAUGAUGAAGACAAUUGUAGCAACAUUUAUGAAGAAAUUGAUUUCACUUCAAUAUCGGAAAAUGUUGCUGCAUUGGUAAGUCCGCGGCAAUUAAUUAACCCUAAUGCUGUUAAUAAUGUUUCCCGUAAUCACCUGCAAGAUGAAAGUGAAAAGGAUAAAAUUGCAAAUGAUUUAGUAAAUUGUGAUGAGAAUAAUAAUGGCAACAAUAACGUUGAUAAUGGUAAUGAUAUGGUUAUUACAUGUAAUAAGGAGCCAAAUGUUGUAUCAAUUGAUAGUACAAGGCGAUUAUCAUCAUCAAGUGGACCUCAAGCCAACAACAGUGGAGGUGAAAUUUUAUCUGAUACUUCAGAUGAUCGAGUAACUGUUAAAUCAGUAAACAUAAAACCCUGGGCUUAUUCAACUUCAUCCCUUGAUAGUGAACAAUCAACAACAUCAAGUGGAUCAACGGUUAAACAAUGGAAUAAUCAGAUAAUCUAUUCUUCCCAUCAUCACCCCUGCCACCCUCACCAUGAACAACACCAUGAAAGCCAGUCACCAAAUUAUCCUCAUCACCAUCAUCAUUACGAUCAUAAUCACUCUCAUCAUUCUGAUGCACUUUCAUCACCAUGUUUUCAUGGAAAUUAUUCAGACUUUUAUCAGGGUAUUGAUCAUCCUCAUCCAUUUCAUCAUCCACAUUCCCAUCAUCAUCACCAAGCUCACCACUUAUAUCCUUAUCAAAUGACAAAUAAUCAUCUUCUACAUGCAAGUCUAGAUCAUUGUCAUCACUGUCCAUAUCACCAUCAUCACCAUCACCAUGCUCCUCGUCAAAUGAUUACCACAAGUACCUCUGAUCAUUCCCUGUCUUCACUUUCCUCCAACUUUUCGGAAGAUCCAGCAACACCGACACCGCCAAUGAUGACUCUCGAUGAUUACACUUUUCACAGUUCCAACUUUACCUUUACACCAGAAGAUCAUUAUCUUGUUUCACCUUGUUGCCCUGAACAUUUGGAUGAGCAAGAUGAAGAUGAUGUCAUUAACGAUAAAAAGGGUUCUCUGAAACAUUCAGAUGACAAGGAAGAGGAAGUUAAUGUUGCCUUUAAAAAUGAAGUUAAAAAUGGAUUUGGCUUGAUUCCAUGUUAUCCUCAACCUUUUUACCCGAUUCCAGAUUUAGUUUGUGAUAAAGAGACGAAUGAAGAUGAGAAUGACGAUGAUGAUGAAGAUGAGGAAGAUAAUGAUGAUUCUGUUGGAAAAAGGUUCAACAAGAUGACUUUAAAAGAGGAUAAAGGCGAGCAAGUUAAGGAAGAUGAUGAAAAAGGAAAAGAGAAAAAAUUAUUGGUUAAUUUUAAAAGUUCAUCUGUAAGUUCAUUGAAAAACAGUGUUAAAUCAAGUUGGCCAGUGAAAGGUAAAGAUGCAAUUCCAUCCCUGUCAUCAUCACCCACAUCAUCAUCUCCAUCAUCAGCCCAUCAACCAGCAAUAUUUUCACCAUUUGUUAAACCCUUAAAAGAUAACCAGUUGAACAAUUCAGUUCACAAUUCAAACAUCAAUUGCUAUUGUCAUCAAUGUUUCCUUCCUCAUUGUGCUAAAUCAACCUUCAACUCGACUCAUCACAAUUUGAACCAUCAAAGAAAAGACACUUUUAAAGAAUCACCUUCUAAAAUGGCUUCUUCUUGGGACGGUUCUCUAAGUGGUGCCGGAGGAUGCAGCAGUGGUGGAGGUUCUGGUGCAGGCGAUGAUUCAAAUGAAAGUUCAACUCAUCAAUAUCAAAGUCCAAAUGGUUCUGCCAGCAUUAAUCGUUUGAUGCAAGAACUGCAAUUGGCAAUUAGUUUUGGUCAACAUCGGAAGGCUGCUUUGCUCGCUCGACAAUUGGCUUUGAGAAAAGUUUCCUGUACUUUUAAUCAAUCACCAAAUUCAACGGCAAUUGAUGAUCAACCCAUCAUAGUUUACCUUUACAUUGAAGAUAAACAAUCACGUCAAGGACCAUUUCCAGUUCAAUUGUAUCCAUCAAUGACAGUUAAGAUGCUUAAAUUAAAGAUUGAAGGUGACUUUGGAUUCCCUGUUCAUUUUCAAUCCUGGAUUCUGGGCAAAUGUUUGGCAACUAAUGAGGAUAACUGUCUAUCUACUUAUGGUAUAACCUCAUCUGGAUGUCCAAUAUUUUUAUAUUUACUGUCCAAAAGUGAAACUAAGAGUGAAACAGCUCAGCAUGAUGACGAUGAGGACGAUGAUGAUGAUGAUGGUGAGAAGGUGGACAAAAAUGGAAAUGCUGAUGAAGAUGAAGAGGAACAAGAGUGUGUUGAUAAUGGUUUAAAGGAAAUUAAAGGUGCAACUGAAAUGGUUCAACAAUCAAUACCAAUUGUUGGAACAUUAACUGGUCAAAAUGAUGAUGAAAAGGGUAAGAAUGAGCUGGCAGGGAGUUUGACGAGUAAAAGUGUUAAUGCAGCUAUUAAAGGUCCUUCAAAUGGUCCUAGUGAUUCAACGUUGCUCUCAAGUGAACCUUCAACUGUUAAUGAAAAAGAUAUUAUUUCAGUGAGGAAAAGGUCAAAAGGAAAAGUAAAACCAUCAUUAUUAUUGUUAUCAAAUUCAAUUGCAACUUCAACAUCAACCUUAACCUCACCAUCAACAUCAACUGUUCAAUCAACUACAAUGAAACCAACGACAAAGAUAAUAAAAUCAACAGCUCAUGGUGAGAAUCGAGAUUACAGGGGAAACACUGGAUCCAGGCAAAUGAAUAACUCAACACUCCCAGUUGGCUCAUUGAAAAAGCAUCACCCAAAGGCAAAUUUGAAAGCUGAUAAUGGUGCAAUGAUUUCAACUUUUGAUAAGCAAAGUGUUGACUCGAGUAAAUUGAAAGUAAAAGUUGAUUCGAGGAAAGCGUCCAAUAUCAAUGAUAAAGCAAAUCAAGGGAAUGACGAAGUUGAUUCAGGGAUUGGUAAAGAUAAUGAUGUUAAUAAAGAGUCCAAUGAUAAUCAAAUGGUUGGCCAAGAAAAGGAUGAGAGUAAAGGUCAGAUAAUUACGACUACAUAUAAAGAGCUAAUGGCUUUGGAUGAUGUUGAUUUGGUUAAAAAUUUUGAAGACUUUGAGUGUCCAGUUUGCUUCAUCAAUAUUCCCAGUGGUGAAGGAGUUGUCCUUCGAGACUGUCUUCACAUGUUUUGCAGAGAUUGCCUUUCCAAUGCAAUUGAAUUUUGUGACGAAGCAAUCGUCAAAUGUCCUUAUCGAAGUGACGAAUAUUACUGUGAUAGUGAAAUAACUGACCGUGAAAUUAAAAGCCUGGCUUCACCCGAAUUGUAUCAAAAGUAUUUAUCUCGAAGCAUGAAAGCGGCUGAACUUCGAAUUGCCAAAUCGUUCCACUGUAAAACCAUUGACUGUCCGGGUUGGUGUGAAUUUGAUGAUAAUGUGAAUACCUUUCCAUGUCCAGUUUGUGGUAAAGUAAACUGUUUAACCUGUCAAGCCAUUCAUGAAGGCAUCAACUGUAGACAAUAUCAAGAUCAGUUGGACGAUGAAGCUGCUGAUCAAAAUGAAGAUGCUCAAAAGACGAAACAAUUUCUCGAUAACAUGUUGGAUAAAGGUGAAGCAUUACGAUGUCCAAUCUGUUUUGUGAUAUUAAUCAAAAAGUGGGGCUGUGAUUGGGUCAAAUGUUCAAUGUGCCAAUCGGAAAUUUGUUGGGUCACCAAAGGGCCAAGAUGGGGACCAGGGGGUAAAGGUGACGUUUCAGGAGGAUGUAAGUGCAUGUUGAAUGGACAAAAGUGCCAUCCUAAAUGCAAUUAUUGCCAUUGAAAUGUCACUCAAUGAGCACCAAAUGAUCAAAGGAAAAACAUUGUCUCAUUAAAUCUCAUCAUAAUUACCAUCAACCGUCUUCCUUGUCUUCAUCAUCGCCAUCAUCAUGUUCAUUUUUCCAGUUUUGUUGGUUAUUCAGUUCACUCAAGAUCUACUUGAGACUGUCUAAAUGAAGAUGAUCUUUAUGACUGACUUUCUUUCACUCUCUGCCUCUUUUUGGUAAACCAUGAUGCAAGGAUUGAAUUCAGAAGUGGAGGAGACAGAAUAAAGUAAAACCAUCAAUUCCAAGACAGAAAUUCACUUCCAGCCUUGAAUAUUAUCUGAUAUUGUUUGAUAAAAAAAUUGAACCGUUUAAAGUGCUAUGGCUCCAUCUAUCGUAACCAUGGGUGACUAUUUGUAGACAAUUUGCUGCUGUUAUUUUCAAAUUGCAAUGUUGCUAACAAACUUAUCAACCAGUUUAAUCAUCUGAAAUUGCUCAGUACCAUUCAUCAUUAUAUUGACAUCAUAUUUGUUCAUCACUCAUUUGUUUCGAUUUAACUUUGGCUACAAGAAAAGAAAAAUAAUUAGCUAUUAAGUUUCAGACUUGUUCGAUUAUACGAUAAAAAGAUUUAAAAAUCAUGUUUUGGUCAAUUGAAAGCUGUUAUCCAAAACAGAGAAAUUAAUUGUUAGCAAAUUUUUUUAAAAAAAUCAAAAGAUUUAAUUAUAUACAUAUUUAAAUACUUAUUAAAUUAUUGUAAUGCCAAUAAUUAAACAAUCAGAUUAAUUAGAUAUUAAUAACAGUUUUAUCCAAGCAAAAACAAGUUCCUUCUCAUAAUUGAUGCUAAUAAAGAUGUUUUUUUGUA